This is a messenger RNA of Sitophilus oryzae (rice weevil), 4077 nucleotides long. Its product is annotated as peptidyl-prolyl cis-trans isomerase G-like. Lineage: Eukaryota; Metazoa; Arthropoda; Insecta; Coleoptera; Curculionidae. The transcript has 10 exons. The coding region runs from base 275 to 3313 and encodes 1012 amino acids. The record is from RefSeq and is a predicted model, not a curated record.
GAUUGACAAUCACUUUCAAACGCAAAUCCUCUUUUUAGCAAAUCCUAAUAGACUUUUAAUUUUUUCUAGAAAUCUACUGAAAUUGUUUAUUUUAAUGAACCGACUUUAAUUAUUGGAGAUCAUAUGAAGAAAAGCGUCUUCACGUUACUUUUUUUCUAUCCAAAUUAGAAUUAAACCCCUAAUUUAUUAAGUAAGUUUGUGUACAAUAUUUGGAACUAAUAAUUUUUUGAACAAAAUCGAUACCCUCUUGCAGUAAUUUUCAACUGGCAUCAUAAUGUAUAAUGGAAUAGGAUUACAAACCCCUCGUGGGUCUGGUACAAAUGGUUAUGUUCAAAGGAAUUGGGCAUCGGUGAGACCUGCAGAGAAAUCGAAAGCGUACAGAACUGAAGAGGAACUGGGUGCUCUAGAUACAGCAAGUAAUCGCCAACCGAAUAAAGAAAUUUUGGACCAUGAGCGUAAAAGAAAAAUAGAACUGAAAUGUGCUGAAUUUGCUGAUAUUUUAGAAGAACAAGGUUUUAGCGAAGAAGCUGUGGCAAAUAAAGUAAACAACUAUAGGAAUAUGUUAAACAAAGGAGGAAAAAUAGAAAAACCUCUUGGACGUUGGAGUAGACCUAGUGUCACCGAGACGCAUCAAGUAGCCGAAGCGCAGCAAGAAAAGAAUGCUAGACUGCGCGAAGCAUUCGGCAUAUCAGAAUAUUUCGUAGAGGGCAGCAGUUUUGAUCCUGACCGUCAGGCGAAGGAAAAACUGGCCGCAAGCGCAGCCGCCGCCGAAAGAGAGAAACAACGGGCUUUAGAGAAAGAAAAAGAAAAGCAGGAUGCGGGCAGAUACGAAUUGGUGAGAACACCGAGUCCGGAGAAAAGCGACGACGAGGAGCCAGAAGCCACAGGCAAAGUGCGCAGUCCCAAAAGGAAGAAGAAAAGGAAACAGAAAGAUAACAGUCCUUCAAGUGAGGAAUCAAAAAAGAAAAAGAAGAAGAGGAGUAGGAAAAAGGACAAAUCCGCGAAGUCUAAAGACAAGAAGAAAAAGAAGAAACGCCGAGAGGAGUCUUCUGACGAAUCGGAUUCCAGCUCUGACAGUGGUUCUGACGACGACGAUAGAAAAAAGAAGAAGAAUAAAAAGAAAGAGAAAAAACGAUCUAAAAAGAAGAAGCGAAGCUCAUCGGAAAGCUCUGAUAGGAGUUCUCCAGAUACAAGGAAAAAGAAAUCUGAUAAAAAAGACAAGGAUUCUCGAGACAGAAAAGAAAAAGACAAACGAGACAAAAACUCUUCAAGAAAAUCUAGAAGGGAUUCAAGAUCAGUUUCAAAAGAGCGGCGCAAUUAUUCAAGGGAUCGAUCCAAGGACAAUCCGCCUAGAAGGAAAGAUAGAAGCCGCACUCCUAGAAAGCAUUCUGGUGGGCGCAAUGAAAAAAAUGAUAACGAGAACCAUAGAAAUGACAAGAAUAAAUAUAAACACGGCAGAAGGUCAACUUCAGUAGAAGUUCGCAAACGAACCCCUGAUCGUAAAAAAUCUAGAAGUAAAUCUCCUAUAAAACAUUCUCACAGGUCUCGGAAGUCAGAAUCGCCCGUUUUAAAGAGGGAAAGAUCCGUAUCUGUAGAAAAUUCGAAAAAAUCGUAUUCUAGAAGAGGCGCGUCAGAAGAAGAAUCUGACAAAUAUAAAGAAAGUUCUCGCAGGCGUGAUAGAAAUGGCAGAAAUAGUAGAAAAUCUGAAGAUAGGAAAGUAUCGCCACAUCGAACUAGGAACGCGUCAUUUUCUCCUAAACGAAGGGACCGAUCAAGAUCUAUCUCUAAGUACAAAGAAAAGAACAAAAGAUCGUCUCCAGUACAUAGAAAUAAAAGUUCUGUAAAUAAUGAAAAAAUGCACAUGGAUGGAAAUAAGGACAGACGAUCGAAAAGUAGAUCAAGAUCACCAAGGUAUCGAUCGACCGAAAGAGAUUAUUCAAAAAAUGAAAAGUAUGGAAGUGAUAAAUAUACAAACUAUAAAAGAAAUAGUAACAGUAGGUCUAAAUCCCCGGGUUUAGAAAGGCGCAGUAGUUACAAUAGUGAUACAAAGAGAGAUAAAAACGGAAAAAAUAUAGAGAAAAAUAGAAAUGAAGAUAGGAGUAAGAAUUCUUCAGAUCGAAUUAAUGGCAGAAAUAAAACAGUUGAUAGUAAAAAUGAAGGAAAGGAACGUAGAAGUAGAGAAAGAAGUGUCAGUCUUGAUAAGAAACAUGGAUAUAGCUAUUCAAAGAAUGAUUACAAUCGGAGUGAAGAAAAAGGUUUAAAAACGGUUGGAUAUUCAUCGAAUCGGUCACUCACACCACCUGAAAGGCAUCCUCAUAAGCAUUCUCCCAGAAAGAGAUCUAGAUCUGGAAGUCCUACAAACAACAGACACAAAAGACGUAAAUCGUCCUCUCCAGUUGAUAGACCAAUAACCCGAUCUCCUCCAAAGAGAAACUCAAGAUCACAGAGCCCUUUGGAGCCACCAAGAUCAAAAACGAAAUCUGAGAAGUCUCGUACGAAGUCGCCCAAGGUGAAAAAACCGUUACCCGUUGUAAAAUUGAGACCUUCAUCUAGCGAAUCAGAAGAAUCGGAGAAAAGUGACAAAGAGGAAAUUGAAUUUGACGAAAAGGAAUUGAGAACAUUGAAAUUGUUAAAGAGCGGAUUGGCUGCAAAAGCUAGGGAGGCGUUAGAAAAGAAACGAGAAAGAAAGGAAUCGGUUGUAAGUCCCAUCAAAACUUUAGUGGCAAAAGAUGUUAUUCAUCCCGAUCUGUUCGAUAUUAAAAUACUGCCGUUGAAGAAAGAUGUCUCCAAAUCACCAGAUAUUAAUAAAGAUUCCUUUGAUAUAAAGAAACGCAGCAAUAGUAGAUCAAGAUCCAAGAGUCGGUCUAAAGAUAGAAAAAGCAAAUCUAGAAGUAGAAGCUCUUCUCAUUCAAGUCAUAGUUCCAAGCACAGCAAAUCAAGGAGUAGAUCUAGAUCAUUGAGCCACAGCAAUUCGGACAGUUCGAGGUCUAGGUCUCGCAGCAACAGUCAGUCUAGUUCGUCAGAUAGUUCUUAUAGUUCCAGUUGUUCAUCGAGAAGAUCACGUUCAUUGUCUAUACCACGCCGUCGAGGAUCUCCAAGCUUCUUGUCAAGACGUAGAAUCACCAGUGCUAGAAAAAGACCAAUACCUUAUACAAGAGUUUCGCCCAGCUCGUCUGAAAGUAGCUGCAGUAGCAGCAGAAGUCCUUACUUUGUAAGACACAGGUCUACUACUCGUUCUCGAAGUAAAUCAUUGAGCAGAUCUGUUAGCCGAUCUGUCAGCACCUCUCCGAUACGAUCUUCAAAGUCUCCUUGAAACUUUAGUUCUAUUAGUCAGAUACUAAUCAAGAUAGAUUAUUAUUUAUAAGCAAGUACUAAUUGUGUAGUUUCAAUACAGACGUUCCAAAAUUUUAGUACAAAUAAGUUUAGUGGAAGGUUUUGUUUGUGCAAUAUUUUAGUUAACUUACAACUUUUACUAAUUUAUUAAUGUAAUAAUAAGACUAGUAUGAUAUUAAUAUUUUUAACAAAUAUUUAACAUUGUUAACAAUGCGUGUAUACUGGUGCUUUCAACCAACUGGUUUAUUUUUAGGAUCUAAUUCAUGUUUUCUCUAUCUACAAAUUUAUGGAGGAAAGUGGAAAAUAUUUAAACAAAUACAUCUAGAAAUAACAUUAACUUGAAACAUUCAAAUUUGUAUCUAAACUAGAGAUCCUAAAAAAACGUUUAAUGAACCAGUUCUGUUAAAAACCCUGUAUAUUAAUAUUGUCCAAUACUUCACUCAAAAAGGAAAUAAUUAUAUUUGCAAAAAGAAUAUGUUUUACAAAAAUAAACAAAAACUAGUUAGAGUUAAAAUUUAAAAGGUGUUGAUAUAUUUUUUUCAAUGUAUUUAUCUCAUUAACUAUUAACUUCCAAUGCGCUAAAAGUUGUAUUCUUUCUUGUAACGAAUAAUUGUUGAUAGUGAAACCCAUAACUGUUGAAUAAGUAAUUUAAUAUUAUAUUCUAAAACAUUUUCUUGCAUAGGUUCAUGUGCAAUUAUGAUUUUUAUAUUUACAUUUUCUAGUCUGCAAAUACUCUAGGUGUGA